AUGCGCUACAUCCUAUGUUUUCUACUGUAUGUGCUGCUGGGCCUUUUCCACGAAAGAAACGGCGUGGCUCUAGCAGCAGUGCUGGACCAAAAGGAGGUAUCUGGCAACAGACGGCUACGUGUCCAUCCGAGGGCUGAUGCCGGUGAGGAUUACGUUGACAAAGCUCAACUUCUGGAAGGUGACACGGUCGACGACAGAGAAAGAAUGUUUAAUGGUCUAACGUUGAAAGAUAUAGGCCAACACUUCGUGAGAGUGCCAAGGGAAUAUUUAGAUGAUCGAAAGGUAAAUAAGCUGGUGAGAUUCGCUCUUUCACAGGAUAAUGUGCUUGCGCACAACAUAGCACUCCAUGAAAAACUUUACCAAAGCAAAUUAAAACUUGCAGUAUUAAAAAGGAAGUUAAAGCUUCCAAAAGACCUUGAUAAUAUUGAGGGAGAUGAGCAGCAGAAAGAAGUAGCGCUAUAUCACGCAUAUGCCUAUUUUCUACAGCAAAAAGGGGAGCAAAUAUAG
Peronospora farinosa is the source of this 507-nucleotide messenger RNA. The record is from the annotation of a GenBank genome assembly. NCBI's taxonomy places the organism in Eukaryota, Oomycota, Peronosporomycetes, Peronosporales, Peronosporaceae.